Lathyrus sativus (Indian pea) is the source of this 447-nucleotide messenger RNA. Lineage: Eukaryota; Viridiplantae; Streptophyta; Magnoliopsida; Fabales; Fabaceae. The record is from the annotation of a GenBank genome assembly.
AUGAAGAGGCAAAGAGGCGCAAGUGUGAAUAGUCUUAACAACCUCAAAAAUCCUCCCAAUGUUGAAGAUGUGGUUUCAACAAUGGAGAAGAAAAAAGGAAAGAAAGAGGAGCAUGAUGAACAAAAGGUGAGCAUGGUGAUGGAAGAGAAGAAGGAAAUCAAAGAUAUGUGUGAGGAAACAACAACAAUAAGGGAGGGUGUGAUUAGUAGUAAUGUGAUGAGUUGGAAUAAUAGGGAAGAGUAUAUGCCAUCAUGGUUGGGAGGUAGUAGUAUUGUGGAUGAACAAAUGUCAUGGGGCUCAACUUGGUUCCCUGGUUGGGAUAUGGAUUUCAUGAUGGGUGAAGCUUUUAAUUCUCUCUAUAGUGAUGUUGUUUGGGGUGAUGAUAUUUGGAAUCUCAAAAAUGAAAUUCCAAUUCCAUUACAUGGAAAAAAGUUUGAGCUUGAAUAA